ACGAAGUGUUUUGUUUACGCCUGCGUCACCGCCCCUCCCCUCGAGUAUACUGUCAGGUUCAAGAUGGCUGCCGGAGACAACAGUGGCAGACCUCCAUGUCUCAAUUUUUCUGGUCAAGGCUCUGUCGGGAAUGGGCAGCCCAGCAACAGCCUAUUUACAAUGCCUACUUCUAACAGUGGAUCGAUCGGUCAGAACGGCGGAGCCCAAGGGUCGACGCGGCGCCCAAACCCCCAGGUCGGGCCUGGUGAGGGCGAAAGCAACGGCCUUGCAGCUGGAGCCCAACCGAAUGCGCAUAACUCAAUUCAACAGCAAGCUCAAGGUGCAGCGGCAGGGACAGCCGGGGGGGCAAUGGCCACUUUGGCAUCAAAUAUGACUUCUGCAGCGUCAAACGCGCCCGCAUCCGCAGCGCCGUCCACUCACCCGUCGCUGUCGGCCACCCCGGCGUCUGUGUUGGUGUACCGGGAGCCCGUGUAUAACUGGCAGGCAACAAAAAGCACUGUGAAGGAGAGGUUUGCAUUCCUCUUUAAUAACGAGGUGCUCAGUGACGUCCAUUUUUUGGUCGGUAAAGGCAUGGGGGUUCAGAGGAUACCUGCUCACAGGUUCGUUCUAGCAGUCGGGAGUGCAGUGUUUGAUGCCAUGUUUAACGGUGGGAUGGCCACCACCUCAACGGAAAUCGAACUCCCCGACGUGGAGCCGGCUGCCUUCCUCGCCCUGCUUAAGUUUUUGUAUUCUGAUGAGGUCCAGAUAGGGCCUGAGACAGUGAUGACCACGUUGUAUACGGCCAAGAAGUACGCUGUUCCUGCCCUGGAGGCACACUGCGUGGAAUUCCUCAAGAAGAACCUGAGAGCUGACAAUGCCUUCAUGUUGCUCACGCAGGCCCGUUUGUUUGAUGAGCCACAGCUGGCGAGCCUCUGUCUGGAGAGCAUCGACAAAAACACCGGGGACGCCCUGGCGGCAGAGGGCUUCACCGACAUAGACCUGGACACGCUGGUGGCGGUGUUGGAGAGGGACACCCUGGGGGUGAGGGAGGUGCGUCUGUUCGGGGCGGCGGUGCGCUGGGCGGAGGCUGAGACGCACCGGCAGCAGCUGCAGCCCACCCCCGAGAACAAGCGGCGCGUCCUGGGCAAGGCCCUCACGCUGAUCCGCUUCCCCCUCAUGACCAUCGAGGAGUUUGCGGCCGGUAAAAACGAAAUAAAAGGUCCGGCCCAGUCCAGCAUCCUGACGGACAGGGAGGUGGUGAGUCUGUUCCUCCACUUCACCGUCAACCCCAAGCCCCGCGUGGAGUUCAUCGACCGCCCGCGCUGCUGCCUGCGAGGCAAGGAGUGCAGCAUCACGCGCUUCGGUCAGGUGGAGAGCCGCUGGGGCUACAGUGGGACCAGCGACCGCAUACGAUUUUCAGUAAAUAGAAGGAUAUUUGUGGUGGGCUUCGGCCUCUACGGCUCUAUACAUGGACCCACGGACUACCAAGUUAACAUCCAGAUCAUCCACACAGACAGCAACACGGUGCUGGGACAGAACGACACGGGGUUCAGCUGCGACGGCUCGGCCAACACCUUCAGAGUCAUGUUCAAGGAGCCCGUUGAGAUACUGCCCAACGUCAACUACACCGCCUGCGCCACGCUCAAGGGGCCGGACUCUCACUACGGCACCAAGGGCAUGCGGAAGGUCACCCACGAGUCGUCGUCCACCGGGGCCAAGACCUGCUUCACCUUCUGCUACGCGGCGGGCAACAACAACGGCACCUCGGUGGAGGACGGCCAGAUCCCCGAGGUCAUCUUCUACACGUAGUCCGCGCACUGACCUUUUUGUAACCUAACCUUGUGAUCACCCUCACCUCGGUUUUGUGCCAAAUCUCCCCCUCUCUUCCCAAUCCCCCCCCCCCCCCCCCUCCCCCAUCCAGCAACAAGACUGGUGCUUUAUUUUCUGUCACUCGUUCUCCUUUCCAUUCUUGACAACAUGGUACCAGCGUUGUGGUGUGGUGAUACAGGGAGAAGGGGAGGUGCAGUGAGUGGGGUUGUCUGAUGUUAUCAAUGUUGACACCAUCUCUAGCUUGAUGGCCUCCUCUGUUUAAGGUACUGUUCGGGCUGGGGGGUGUUGAGUGAUGUCAACUUAAAUAAAACAGUCUGGAAUGAAUUGAUGCGAAAGAGCGGAGGCAGUUCUCUUUACCUUUAUCACAGUUUUAAUGUAAUUUGUCUGGACAGAAGACAAAUUAGCUCAAUAUAGACAUUACCUGUAACUGUGUGGUCAAUCGUCCUGUAUCGAACUGCAUUAGAGAAAAGAGAAAUGCUAUUGUAUGAAUGUAGAUUGUUUUUAAAGUGCCGAUAAGGCAUGCCGUAAAUACGUUAUUGUUUUCCUCAUUAAGUGCAGGCCAUCCAUUUUUAGACCAGCAUUUCACUGCAGCAAUAACAGACUUGGUAUGCUUACUGAAUGCUUUAAAAAGGAAAAUGCAACCAAUUAUUUGAGUUUUUUUCCAAGACGAGUCUUGGAUUACCUUAAAAAGAAAAAAAACAGCCCAAACCAGCUGAACACACUUUUGAACGUGUGAUCUUGUCAUGAUUGUAUCCAAUGUCAGGUAUAUAAGGCGGCUAAAGAAUGCAUACAUCUGACCCCCUACCCUGCAUGGCAAAUACCUACAUGGGAGGCACCUCACACUUGUUCGUAAAACCUCUUCAUCCAGGUCUACUAACAAUGGAUGCACACUAACUUUGUUUUCUUUGGUUUUUUUUGUUUUGUUUUCUGUUUGGAAAUGUGUAAGUUGGAAAAGAGAUUUUCCUCUGACCCAGAUGUUAAAGGGUUGUAUAUUAAACUGGCAUCUAUUAACAUUAUUGAUGUAAUUUCAAAUGAAUAUGAAAUAAAAUGUAAGGAUAAGUUA
Messenger RNA from Gadus macrocephalus (Pacific cod), 2872 nucleotides. RefSeq names its product BTB/POZ domain-containing protein 2-like. The record is from RefSeq and is a predicted model, not a curated record. Gene Ontology annotation, cellular component: cytosol; P-body. The transcript is spliced from 9 exons. The coding region runs from base 64 to 1788 and encodes 574 amino acids. Gene Ontology annotation, biological process: neurogenesis. Lineage: Eukaryota; Metazoa; Chordata; Actinopteri; Gadiformes; Gadidae. Gene Ontology annotation, molecular function: protein binding.